Sphaerodactylus townsendi is the source of this 2931-nucleotide messenger RNA. It is a transcript of the gene MAF1, whose product is annotated as MAF1 homolog, negative regulator of RNA polymerase III. The record is from RefSeq and is a predicted model, not a curated record. Gene Ontology annotation, cellular component: nucleus. The coding region runs from base 361 to 1122 and encodes 253 amino acids. Lineage: Eukaryota; Metazoa; Chordata; Lepidosauria; Squamata; Sphaerodactylidae. Gene Ontology annotation, biological process: negative regulation of transcription by RNA polymerase III. The transcript is spliced from 8 exons. Gene Ontology annotation, molecular function: RNA polymerase III core binding.
GGGGCCCCUGGCGCUUGUUGUCGUCGCGGUCUGGAGCCAGAGGUGUCCGGUCGUCCGCUUCGCUCUGAGGGGAGGUCGGCAGCGGGAGGCCGGUCCGGGGGGCUCGAUCAGUGGGCAGCGCCGUCCCCAGCACCCGGGGACAUGUCGAGGCGGGCGGGGCCGUGGCGGGCCGCUGGGAGGAGGCGGACGGCCACGGCGGCUGAGACGGCUUUGCCGCCGCGCUCGCGUUCCCUGCGGAGAGGGCGCCGCUCGACGGUCUGCAGGCCCUGAAGGAGAAGCGGCCCGCCGGGCGCCACAGCAGGAAGUUUCCGCCGCGGAGCCACACCACUGAAGAUUGUUCUGGCCUCAAGAGACACAGCGAUGAAGCUAUUGGAAAACUCACGUUUUGAAGCGCUAAACUCUCAGCUAACGGUGGAGACAGGAGAUGCGCACAUCAUUGGCAGGAUCGAGAGCUACUCGUGCAAGAUGGCUGGAGACGACAAGCACCUGUUCAAGCAGUUCUGCCAGGAGGGCCAGCCGCACGUCCUCGAGGCCCUGUCUCCCCCUCAGACAACGGGCAUCAGCCCCAGCAGGCUCAGCAAGAGCCAGAGUGGCGACGAGGAGGGACCGCUCAGUGACAAGUGCAGCCGCAAGACUCUCUUCUACCUGAUCGCCACCCUCAACGAGUCCUUCCGUCCAGACUACGACUUCAGCGCUGCCAAGAGUCACGAGUUCAGCCGGGAGCCGAGUCUCAACUGGGUGGUGAAUGCUGUGAACUGCAGCCUCUUCUCUGCCGUGCGAGAGGAUUUCACUGCCCUGAAGCCCCACCUGUGGGAUGCCGUGGACCAGGAGAUCUGCCUAUCAGAGUGUGACAUCUACAGCUACAACCCGGACCUGGACUCGGACCCCUUCGGAGAGGAGGGCAGCCUGUGGUCCUUCAACUACUUUUUCUACAACAAGCGGCUCAAGCGCAUCGUCUUCUUCACCUGCCGCUCCAUCAGUGGCUCCACGUACCCCCGCCCGGAGGCAGGCAACGAGUUGGACAUGGAGCUGAGCGAGGAUGAAACUGAGGAGACUGCCGAGGCUUGUGACCAGGACGGGAGCAGCAUGGAGGAGGACCGGAGGCAAGUGAUCUGCAUGUGAUGGCCCGGGACUGCCCUUCCCUGAGGAUGGCCCUGCCGCUGGAGCCCCCCCCCUGCCGCCCCCAACCUCCUCCUGCCCCAGCUGCCUGCCCUGCGGAUGCUGCGUGACCGGCCGGUGCCUGGGGCUGCCCUCCAGCCAUUCCGUCCCCUUCCGGAGCAGGGCAGGCCCCUCCCUAAGGACUUCCCUCUCCAGCCUUUGACUGAGGAACUCUGUCUGUUGGAGGCCCCGUCAGUGAGAGGGGGAGGGGCAAAACGAGGCCUCUCCUGGGGCUGGUUGGCUCCAGGCCCUGUCCGUCUGUUUCCAGUGGUCCGUUGGGCUGCUCCUUAGCUGCGGCUCGGAGCGCCUUUUUACAUUUCCCGCUUUUGCAACAGAUGCUGAAGGCUGCUGGAGGGAAAGUGGAAGCUGGACUCGUGGGGGGAGGGUUUCCCCCUGUGUGCCCCCCCCCUUAAAAACUUACCUGAGACUUCUGGCCCUGAGCAAGCGGACAGCAGCCUUGCAGAGAGCUGGGCUUGGGUGUGUCGCCCAUGAUGCUUUGCUUCCCCCAAAGCCUGCAGAGUUUAUUUUUAUAUUCUCACCCCUGAGCCUGUGCUCCAUGCCCACCCACCCCCCACCACCCCGCAGACCUGAACUGGCUGGCCUCCUGCCCACCCCUGCUCAGCGGGCCCUUCUGUCCCUCUCCAUUCGCUGACUCUCAGGAGGGGCCUCUCUUUCCUCUGCUGUGUGGUGAGCAGGUGGCCCUUUUCUCGGUCCUGUUCUGGGCUCCGAUUUAGCUCCCUUGCUGGCGGGAGUGGGGAAGGAGAAAAGGCCUUAGGGGGAGAGGGCGGGGGGCCACUUGGCUAAGCUGCGGAAGAGCAAAAGAGGCUCUCCGUUUGCCAGGACCUCUCCGGUACAGCAUCCGCCCACACACACACGUUCCCUUCUCGGAACUGCCCUCCAGGCUGACGCUUCCACCACCAGCAGGCCUGACUGCUUGCCUGACAAAAAAACCCACCUCCCAAGCGGGGGCCUUCUAUUUCGUAGCCCCUGACCUGGGGUGGGGGGUGGCACCAGUCUCUUAGGUAUCCUCCUCCACCUGUACAGCUGGGCUGCCUCGAAAGCGUCGCCCCCGCCAGCAGCUGGUGUUCGGCCUGCCCAGAAAGUUGCUCCGGCCUGUGGCAGGCAGACUCACAGGACCCGGCUGCUUUUUUCCCGCCCCAGCCCUUGGGGAUCCCCCACCGAGGGAGUUCAUGCUGUUCCAUCGCCCGUCCUAGCCAGACGGGUCUUCUGCCAACGAUGCCGCUCCCCCAGAGCUCUGUGCAGCUGCCUUGGACCAUGCGGUCCCAGGUGGAAGAUCCGGUAGCCCAGGAUGUGUGGCGUGCCUUUUGCUGGGGCAUCUGGUAUGUGGACCAGGCAGGGCCGGUGGGUUCUGAGGGGGCCGGUAGGGCCUUGGAGAAGUUGGGCUCCUUUUUCAAACGGCCGAUCAAGCGCUGCACUGAUUCUUUCCACGCCACCUCAUUAUCUGGAUGGCUUCUUGCUUGCGGAAUGGCCUCCUGCCCCAACUGAUUGGCUCCCUUCCAGUCCUUGGCAGCUGAACGAGGGUUCCUCCAGCCGGGGACAAGACUGAGGGCCCCUCCACCUGCCUGGCCUACCUGGGAAUCUCGUGCAGGGGUCCUCCCUGACCUGUGCCUCUCCCUCCCUCUGACCCCUCCCCACACAGGUAGCACAGGACUUGGGCUCCCCCCCCCCCCGUGUGCUUGUUUGCCUCCUUGUUUUAAAGAUGUUGCUUAGCCAUUUACUGUUGCAGCUAUAAAUUUUUUUCUGUGGUUUAAA